AAUUAGUCUUGAUUUGUGGCGCGAAAUUCACUUGUGCAUUUGGCUAAAUAGAUUCUUGGCAUUAUAGUGUAUGCCAGUUUAUAAUAUGGAUGAUUUCCUCUACUAAAUACAUCACGAGUUUAGAACUACUGAACAUUUUUCUAAGACGGACAAGUUUUUAAACCACGUAUAAGAAGUCUAUCCACUUUUUCUCUGAUCUUGUAUUAUACAUUUUUGCCCUGUACUUACCGUUCGGUGAUUGGCUAACAUCAUUCAAGGUCAUUUCGGAUUCGUUCUAAGGCUGUCCGAAGAUUAUAGUCUCAUCAAGGACUUAGAACGCUCGCGUUUCGUCGAAGGGAUGAUCGUCGGCCCACUAAGAGAACGGUUUUUCCGAAGCCUACCAGUCUGAAAGGGCGUGGGUUCGAGUCCCACUUUUUGGACUGGUGGGCUUUGGAAAAACUUCUCUUAGUGGGCCGGGGACCCUCCCUUCGACGAAACGCUAGCGUACUAAGUCAUCUUGUCCCAUGACAUCUAGACGAGGAAAUACCUGAACCGCUACUUGCUGCAAGGAGUUGAGGUAGUCGAUUGGAUUAUCACUUUCUGGUGACGCGAUAAGAACUGGAUAGUCACCUUCUGGGUGAUCCCGGGUAGGAAAAAACAGUCACCUAGGGUUUUCCAAUUUUGCUCUAGUGCAUUGCUUGCCGCAAAGCCGUUGGCUGUAGCUCUUUUUACUGCCUCAUCACUAGAACAAAAGGCGACGCCCAGAGAGAUGAUGAAGGGACUAUAAUCUUUUUGUCUAACAUAUCCUUCAUCAUUGCCCAAGCAACCAACAGAGGGGAGAUAAAGGAGGAAAACGCGUCAGAAUGUUUCCUUUUUCGCCUGUUCGAGGGAAAUAAUGCGGAUUUCCCUUGGUCGCCCUGCAAUAGAAAGAAGACAGAAUCAAUUAACAACGUCAUAGAUUGUGAUUUCAACCCAAUUACAUUGCGACCUCACGCUUUUCAAAAAGUGAAUAACCGUUGUUUUUAAAGGAUUCCCGAGCUCCCAAUUUAGGGGAAAACCUGACCCAUUUUUAUGAGAUUUUGGGGGAGCCGCUUUAGUGAACGUUGGGGAAAAAUGGCACAAAAGCCCUGAAAUUUCCCCAGACCUGAGGAAAUUCCCCAAAAUUUCCUCAGAAUUUCGCAAAUUUCCCCAAACUUGGGAGCUUGGGUUUCAUGGGUUGUGGAAAGGGGAGCACAGUCUAGUUACUUCGUAUCUGUCUUAUUUGUUUGUCCUUUUUGUUUGUUUGGGUUAUGUAUACUGAUAUAAAUAGCAGUUGGAUAUCCAUCACAUGUGAUGGGUGACGAUAAUGCAUCUUCGUUGUAAGAGCUAAAUUCGCCAAUGGUUUAUCAAGAUGUGGUAAAAAUAAGUUUCAUUCACCAUUUAAAGCGUUGUUUGCCAGAAAUGUGUCCUAAUAUUAUAUUCAAUCUAAAAUCGCAUGCACUUACUACGUAUGCUUAAUCUCAUAAUGUAAUAUGUAUACGUGAAAAAGUAGAUGGAUGUACAUGAAAUGAUCUGUCCGAAAAUUAUAAUCACAAUGAAAAAGUUUCAAAAAACAGUAAGGUUCCAUUGGUACAUCAAUGUUGCUAUUCAGAAUCCUUAUACUGAAAUUCAAUAUUAAUCCACCUUUGUUAUAAUGUCACUCCAAUAAUUUAAUUUGUAACAGUCUACUACAAAGCGAAUCUUACAAUAGUGUUAAUCAACACUAAACAAUGCUCCCACUGGAUAGCAAAAAGUUAUUUCAAAUUAUUACCUAAAUUAUCCCUUCACCCUCAAUGACAUCUCUGUAGUUUGUCUCGUCAUGAAAAUAGCCUUGCGCUGUGAUCUCGUAUAAAUCCGCAGUCUUUGUGUCAGUGGAAAAUAAAAAGCUUAGUGUUAUCGCGCCUAAAGGUUAAGAAUAAGAAAUCCCGUUUUACUCCGUAUGGUGCCAUAAAACCGGACUUCUGGAAAUCUCAGCUCUUUCCAAGUAGUUUAAGGAUCCUGGCUACCCAGGUUCCAUGACAUAGGACAAAAUAUAGCGCAUAAAGAUUUUGGAUUAUCAUCUAGUGAUCGCGUCUCCAUGGCCAUCUGACAUUUAAAUUGGUAAUGAAAAAAAAGAGUGAACUUUAGGUUUGUUAUUCAUGUUGAAGACAUCUACCCAUGGUUUUCAGUUCCUCUUCAGUUGAUAAAGGGAAAUGAGAAUUUGGUGAUCCAGUACCAAGUUUUUGUUGAUUAUCACUAACACUAUACUUAGACGGUUAUAUAAAACUGCCUAACGUCAUCACUCAAUUUAAUAUUGUUGAUGACAUGUACUACAGAACAAAAUGUAGUUUUGUAAAUCCAAAAAAAAACAGACUUUAAUUGCAACUGUUACUUACUCACCUGCGAUUCUAGUGCCAACGUAUGUUGACAUGGAAGUUGAACGCAGGACUGCAACUUGUGUGGGACUUAUACAUGUUUAUAUAUUUAACGUACCGACUGCAAUUGGAGAUACUGGUGUGCCCAGCUUUCUGAAUCCCGAAUACUGAGCACGACUGUUUUCAGCCUGCACUUCAACACUCAUGUCAACGGAGUUAUACAGGUACUCUGGUUUCCAUUUUACUGCGUCUGUAAAAUAUUGACGUGAAUAACGUACUUACAUUGUGGACUUCUUUGUACUCAGUGGUAAUUUUCAUCAGACAGUCAGUCAGUCAUCAGACAAACUUUUGGCAUGUCAACUGGCCAAUUAUCUGAACAAAGCUAAUAACUCCUUAGGAGUUUGCACAUUAUUUUGGGAAAUGAGUGUGUGUAGAUCACCUCUGUAAUAACCCACAUGUAAUAACCAGCCUAUUGUCAUCUGGUUGAGCAAUUUUUCGGGUACAUUUUCGGAAAACUGGCAGGAUACUGCAUAGUUCGUGAACAAGUUACUUGCUUGCUACAACAGUUAGUUGGUUCUUGCUUGAUGAGUUGUUGACUACGAACUCUUUAGUUUUUGGCUAAAUGAUAUUUUAAAUUCAGAAAUUAGUUCAAAUUAAUAGCUUGUGAGUAAGUGAAACACAAAAAUGUAUUCAGUAGCGGGACUAUCACAAGAUUAUGUACUUAUUUAGUGGAUAUGCACUUACAAGAUACAUCUGUAAGUGCAACGUGCCCAUGACUAACAAGAACAUCGAUGUACCUAUGUCAUUGUCAUGAUGCAUAAAAACAUUUCGUUUUGUAAACUUGCUAAUUAGUUAUUGUUUUAUAUUCAAUGCUCAAAAAUUCCGGUAAAUUAUAGUGCUCUUGCAGCCACUUUUCCAAAGGUUUUCACGUCUGUUACUACUUGAUCUCUGUUAGUUUCUCUAUAGUCUUAUCAUCUUCUGAAGAUUGCUUACAAUAUCAACUUAAAUCUUGAGACUUUAUUUUCGAUUUUGAGAUGGUCAAAUGAUCUAACUUCACUCAAGAUCACUGACUAUUUAAAAAUAUCAUUACUUGUCCUAGUAAAGAUCAUUCGCCGAUUUUUGAAAUUGUUUCAUUUGUGUUACCUUUAAUCUUCAACCACUUCGGAAGCGAUGACUUUAUAGUUUGACGAGAAAUCAAGCGACAAAGAUGAAAUACUGUCCAUUGCAUUUUAUAAGCAUAUUUUAUGUAUUGAGAUCUGGAUUGUUUUAUGAGAUAUCGCUCACAAUUUGAAACGCAAAUGAAUCCUAAGGGUGAAAAUAUUGCUUAGUAAUGUUUGAGAGCUCAGUGUUCGUUCGAAUCAAGGAUUAGUAUGUAUUCAGUGCUUAUUAAUUCUGUAGUGGAACUGGGAAUGCUUCGCCAUAUAACGUUCACUGCAUGUUAAUAACGAUCUGGACCUAGUGGGUUUCUGGCUUUAUAGUAAGAUCAGUGGGCUCAGUGAGUUACAUGUCUGAAACUUUAUGAACCGUCUCCCUCAAUCUUCUUACAAUUAUCCCAUCUAAUCAGCGUUUGACUGUAGUAGAUCGCUAUUAAAAUGUCACAAACAUUUUAGUCGAUGAGUUUUUGUAGCUUCAUUAGCUGAUUUACCACGUUUUACUAGUACCCUAGAUUUAAUUACACCACUACUCCCUUUUGCGUUCUAUUAUACAUGGGGGGGGGUGCUUUAAAGACCUCUACGGACUAAUACUAUUAAGUUACGUAUAUUCUCUACCUUCAAAGUUUAUGCUUAUCAGUCACUGCAAAACUCCGUCCUUUGGUUGAUAGAUUAACAUGUUUUCGCUAUAUGAGGGACCCAAUUUCAAAGGUGUAUCAAAUUCUUAUGAUAGGAGUGUUUAAUGCUAUUUUGCACCAAGAAAUUAGUUAAAUAAUCUUCAUUUUCACAGACAAGUUCAAACGCGAUGACAAUGAAAGAUUGAAAUUUAAUACUGUGCUACAGUCUAUGAGUUCACUUAAGAUUUUCGUAACUGAAAUACGCUGAGAAGCAAAUUUUCGUCCUGUCUACUUCAAAUACUCGUUACAAUAAACCUGUUUUCUAUCGAAUUGAGAAAGGAACAGUGAAGUCAAGUGACUUUUGUAUUUAAUACUAGUCUUUUCAUGAUAAUGUAUUCUCGACAGAAAUAAAGUCCCAGUGUUUAUUUUUUAACAGGACUUGAAGUAAGAGUUGAGUAUCAGGUUCAUUUAUUUGUGUGAUUUUUGACCAUUUUUUUUUACUGAGAGUGUGGUAGUCAUAAUAUUUUAUUCGAAGGUUAAAACUGUUAAGAAGUCAAAGAUAAUGAUGAAAGACUUCUGUGUUGCUUGUUUUCCCUCACUUUUUUGAAUAAGAGUUCUUGAUAAAAUUUAAAAUGAUAUAUCAUUGUUCCCAAGGUUUAUUACUCUGUCACCCUUAUUUUUUCCACAGGUGGUUAGUUCUCACUCAAACAACUUUCUCUGGUAAUAUCCUUCAAAUUAAUGUCGCUUGGCCAAAAUUUUUCUGACGUAAUCCUUGUUUCUAUAUGAAAGUUACUGGAUUUAAACACUGAAACCCGGAUUAGAAACAUGCCACAAAUUGCAAUCGAUGGUGUAGAGAUUGAUUUUCCUUAUCAACCAUAUGAUUGCCAAAUUGAAUAUAUGACAAAGGUUCUGUUAUCAUUAAAUGAGGGUAAACAUGCCAUUUUGGAGUCACCUACUGGUACCGGUAAAACGUUAUGCCUGUUAUGCGCUUCAUUGGCAUGGCUUAAUAAACAAGCGAAUUCAGUACAAUCAAUAACAAAUGCUAAACAUCAAAAUACAAUGGGUAAACGGCCUACCAGUGAUAAUGUUGAUAAUACGUUAUCUCAUCAGAAUUUUCUUGCAAGUUUGGGUAAAGUGAAUAAUGGAUGUAAGAUUAUUUUUGCAUCAAGAACCCAUUCACAACUAGCACAGGCUAUUAAUGCAUUAAAACGGACGGUUUAUUCAAGACAUAGCGUCAGUGUCGUCGGGUCAAGAGACCAAUUGUGUCUUCUUCCCGAUGUAGCGUCGUUAGAGUCGAAUUCUGCCAAAAUUUAUGCGUGCCGUAUGAGAGUCCAAACGAGAACGUGUGAAUAUUUCAGGAAUUUUGACUCUAAACGUGAUGAUAUUUUAACCAAUUUAAAAUCUGAAGGUAUUGUCGAUAUUGAAGAUUUAUCUAAUUAUGGUCAAAAAAUAAAAUGUUGUCCUUAUUUCAUAUCGAGAGAACUUAAAACCGAUUCAUCUUUGAUUUUCAUGCCUUAUAAUUACGUGCUUGAUCCUCGAAUUCGAAGUCUUUAUAAUAUUAAUCUUGAAAAUACAACAGUUAUUUUCGAUGAAGCUCAUAAUAUUGAGCAAGUGUGCGAAGAUGCUUCAUCAGUGACAUUAAGUUCUGCUUUAUUAGCGUCAGCUAUUGAACAUGUUAAAUGUGUGUGCGAAGUUGUAUUUGAUCAUACUAAGGAGCAUCAAGAAAUAGAACUUUCAGAGAGUAACUGCAACAUGAAUCAAAAUAGUGAACAAAAACUCUCAGUUAUAACGAAUAGAAAAGGGUUGUUUGAUAUGACACAUCCUGAAGAAAAUGCAAUUGAAGCUUUGAGCAUUGAAAAAAUGAUUACAUUAAAAGGACAGUUGAUAGAAUUAGAAAGAUUAAUUGAUGAAUUAAAUGUCCCUCCGGAAGGUCUUACCAAAGAUGGCGCUUUCAUCUUUGAUCUUCUUAGUCGAGCUGGAAUCAAUCACUGGACCAAUAACACUUUACAAACCGUAAUCGAUGAAAUUAUGUCAUUCACUAAUUCAACACAUAAUGUCAAAAUUCGCAAAACCAAAGGUUUACACGAAGUCAGUGAGUUUCUAAAAACUGUGUUCGGGUACCUCCCGGGUGAAGCAAAUGUAACUUUCAAUUUCAAGACACACUUUAAACUACAACAUAAUGAUUCAAUCUCGUGUUAUCGUUUACAUAUUAAAGAUGAUAUAUUAUCAGCUAACAAUUGUAAUAAGUAUGGUAAAAAUGCUUGGGAUAUGCAGCCUAAUACUACUACUACUGUUGGUGCAGCUAAUCGUACAAUUAGUUAUUGGUGUUUCAGUCCUGGACGUGCUAUACAACAAUUGAUCCAACAAAAUGUACGUUGUAUCAUUUUAACUAGUGGUACACUCUAUCCAAUUGAACCAAUAGAAGCUGAAUUAAACUUGAAAUUUCCCAUAUCACUCCGUAAUCCUCAUGUUAUUAAUCCAGACCAAUUGAAUUUAUCAAUUAUACCACGUGGACCCGAUGGAGAGAAAUUAAAUGCCACCUAUUCUGUACGAGAAACGUCUGCUUAUCGAAAUUCAUUAGGUCUACUAUUAAUUCAAUUAGCUGAAGUCGUACCUGCUGGCCUAUUAAUAUUUUUUCCAUCAUAUGCGUUUAUGUCACAGUGUAUCGAAUUUUGGAAGAAUGGUGAUAUUUAUGAAAAUUUAUCAAAAUUUAAACAUAUUUUUAUUGAACCACGUGAAAAAAGUCAGUUCAACAAGAUAUUUAAUGAAUAUCGAAAAACUGCAUGUAUUGAAAAUUCACUCGGCGCAAUUCUUUUCGCUGUAAUGCGUGGACGUGUAAGUGAAGGGUUAGAUUUAGCUGAUAAUGCUGGUCGAGGUGUCGCUAUACUUGGUAUACCUUAUGCACCAAUUCAUGAUCCUAGAGUACUUCUAAAAAUGUCUUAUUUAGAUGAACAAUUUGUUAAAUUGAAAUCUAAUUCAACAAAUGAUCAACAGCAAAAAACUCUGAUUGAUAAAUAUCCAACUGGUCGUCAGUGGUAUAAUCUACAAGCAUGGCGUGCAAUCAAUCAAGCCGUAGGAAGAGUAAUUCGUCAUUACAAAGAUUAUGGUAUUAUAUAUUUAUGUGAUGAACGUUUUGCAUCGAAUAAUGCACAAAUGAAUUUAGCUGGUUGGAUGCAAACAAAAUGCAAAAUAUACAAUAAGGUGGAAUUACUUGUAAAAGAUACAUAUGAAUUCUUUUGUAAUAUGCGCAAUAAAUAUCCAUCCAUCGAUCGACCUGUUGACACUACUUCAAUUGUAAAUAAUAUGUUAACUGAGAAUAGUUCACUGCGAUCAGUAAAUCGAACAAAACCAUCUUUAGAAAGAUCUAACUUGAUAUCAAAUCUCCCUUCGGCUUUUGAACUGAAUAUAUUCAGUCCAAAUGUGAAUGAUUCAGUUACUCUCAUAACAAGUUAUCAUUCGGAUCACUCACCGUGUUCAUCAAAACUUCAUGAAUGUAAUGUUGAUUAUAAAAUAGAUUCUAUCUCGUCAUCAGCAUCCAUAUUUGAUACGGUGUACAUUGAAUCAGAGAAUAUAGACCAGAAUAAAUAUAUAUCAAAUUCUAAUUCAUACUCUGGUGAUCUAUUAGAACAGAAGUUAUUACAACGAAAACCAUGUAAACGAAUUAAACUUUUGGAACAGAAAAAUAAUUCUAUAGAAUUAUCAGAAAAUGUUUCAUCUACAACUAUUGUAAAUAAUGAUAAUUCUUUAUCAUCUAAAUAUAUGACCUUGUUAAAAUCUGUUCUUAAAUCGAAUGGAACCAAUGAAUCUGUUUAUGCAAGUCGUCUAAAUGAUUUUAAACAAGUUAUGAAAGAAUAUAGACAAGCUAUAACACUAAAUCAAAAUACAUUGAUCAAUCAGUCUAAUCAACUGGUAGAAGUAUUAUUCACUCAAUUAUCUAGAAUAUUUAUACCAUUAGAAGCACCUGGACUUUUACAAGAUGCCAUUUGUUUUAUCUUACCGGAGCAUCGUAAACGUUAUGCUGAAUUGUGUCAUAAUUUGACGGGGUUACCAAUUAUUCAAUCAAAUUCAAUAAAUAAGACUGUAGAUACUUCAAAUCAAGUGUCUCGCAGCCUAGCAAUUAAUCCAAAUCAGCCAGUGAAACUAGAGAAUAUACCUGAAGUCUCAAUGAAAUGUUGCAAAUGCUCAGCUGAUCCGGCACAAGUCCCAGUGAUAUCAUGCUGUAAGCACAUAGCUUGUUUUAAAUGUUGGCGACAUAUCAUCGACAAAGGUGAUCAUCAAUGUCCUGUAUGUAGAAAAUUACUGAGACGACGUGACUUAUCACGUUUGACACAAAAAGAGGAUACGGAACAAAAUCUUUAAAUUUUAUUAUUCAAAAAACUGUGAAUCCGUAAGCUGAGGAAUUGUGUUCGUUAUUCUUAUUUUUAUACGAGAAUAAAAUAGAUCGCCCCUAUACAAUGUUUCUUAAUAACAAUGACAAUUUUUCUUUAUU
Schistosoma curassoni is the source of this 8608-nucleotide messenger RNA. NCBI's taxonomy places the organism in Eukaryota, Metazoa, Platyhelminthes, Trematoda, Strigeidida, Schistosomatidae. The record is from the annotation of a GenBank genome assembly.